Molecule: messenger RNA, 1335 nt
Organism: Paramecium octaurelia
Lineage: Eukaryota; Ciliophora; Oligohymenophorea; Peniculida; Parameciidae
Source: the annotation of a GenBank genome assembly
AUGUUAACAAUCUUCGAUGAGUUUUAUAAUAAUAAAAAUAUUCCAGACUUCCUUGAUGAUGAUAGCAUACUUCUCAAUAAGGAGAACAACAUCCAAUUGAAAGAAUUGUAAGGAUAUUUAUAAACUACAAUCUAAUAGUUUAAUCAAUAAUGAAGAUUUAGUUACUCAGAUGCUCUCCUUUUUUGAAUAUGAUGAAUUAGAAACUGAUCACAAAAGAGUAAUCAAGUAUCCUUUUGUCGUAAGCGAAUUGUUGGGUUCACUUUAUGCACUAAAUGCCAAACAUCUGAAUUUCCUUAUCCAAUUGCUGAAUACCUAAAAUACUCUGCCUUCUAUUACAAUUGGACAUAUGAGUAAAGUCAUUAUGAAUGUACUCAAAAACAAUCCCUGUAUUGUAAUCAUCCAACUUAACAAUUUAGUUUUGGUAAAAUGUCUAAUUGUCAUAAUUAUCCAUUCUCAUACAAGAUAUCAAUAACUAUUCCAUUGCAGAAUUAAUCUAUUCCACGAUUAUUUAUUAAACUCAGGAGAAUUAGUUAGAGUAUAUGGACAAAAGAAUCAAAUUAGUCAAUUAUCUAUUGAAUGAUCUGAAUACUGAUAAAUGUGAGGGUAUUUCCAAUGUCAUAUGUAUGUUAUUGAAUCAAAUUACUGAAACACUUCAAGAAUAGAAGUCUCUCAUAAUUAAACAUAUCUUCACAAAACUUGACACUUUUAUAUCUGCCUUGUCCAACCAUCCAUAACCAAUUUUAAACAUCUUAAUAGGUUUAAUUAAUCACAAGGAGUAAUAUAAAUAAGAAGUCACAUAAAUUUACAAUCAUUUUCUUUAAAUAACAAAAGACUUUUUUUAAAACAUAUUGAGUAAAGAAACCACCUUUGGUUUAAAUAAUCUCUCAUAUAUUUAAUUUUAUGAUGUACUUACCAAUCAACCAUACAUUUUAGAGAACUUAAACAGAUAAGAAUUGGCUUAAGCAUUAUUUGUAAAAUUAAUUAUUUAUAAGUAGCAACUUAUACAAAAGUACCAAUAUCAUAAUCAAUUACACAAAUAUGCCACUAACAUUAUACUAAAACUAAUACCUCAAACUGAUACAUAAGAAUUACUAUAGACAGCAAUUUCUGAAUUUAAGUAUUUAUAUUAUGGAUGAUAAAUUAGAAUAAAACCAGUCAAAGAAAAUAGAGGAUAUGUGAUUUAGAUAAUUAAUAAAAUAUAUGAAGUGUCAAAUCAAAAAGUUUAAGAAGAAGAACUGCAAAAUUAAAACUCAAUCUAGAACAAUUAUUUUUUUGGCCAUGUUCCUGAUUAGAGACCUAUAUUCAAUUUAUAAGAAGAAUUUGAGGCAGCAAUGA